Molecule: messenger RNA, 4763 nt
Organism: Coregonus clupeaformis (lake whitefish)
Lineage: Eukaryota; Metazoa; Chordata; Actinopteri; Salmoniformes; Salmonidae
Product: up-regulator of cell proliferation-like
Exons: 2
Coding region: 132-4763 (1543 amino acids)
Molecular function (GO): GTP binding
Source: RefSeq, a predicted model, not a curated record
CAUCUUCACACAGCAUCACUCUCUCUGACCUGCAAUGUGGUACUCAGUACUCUGUCACUGUCUGCACUGUGCUGGUAGAUGGAAAGCAAAGUCAACUGGUGUCAACAACCCUCACCACAAAACCCUGUCUCAUGGAGCUCUUGUCAAAGGCUGGACUAGAAGAUCAUUAUGAAAACAAGCUGACGUUAAGUACUGUCCUUGAGAUAAAUGCUAUUACUACAUCCGAUGAACCACUUACCACUAUGCAGUCACUUCCAGGGGCCUUCCUUAAGAAAUUAAUGAUGGCAAAUGUGAAUGCUAGGAGUGUAAAAUGUAUGUCUAUUGACCAGGAAGUUUUCUAUUAUGGUGUAGACAACCUGGACACUGACUCUGAUACCAGCAAUGUAAUUCAUCCACUGGACCUGAUAACUGCCCUGUUUCUGUGCUCAGAUGGUUUCCUGCAGCAGGAGAUGGUCCAGAAAAUGUCCAUGUGUCAGUUUGCUGUUCCUCUCCUGCUGCCAAACUGUGACAAAAAACAAAGCACUUUGAUGCUGUGGGCCUUGGGGGACAUAGUGAAGAAGUUUAGACCCUCUUCACAAACGGCCACAAAUGCUUUCGUGGAGGAGAGAAUAGUUCUCUCUGAUAUUCCUAUGGUGUCUUUUGUUAGGCUAGGAGAGAGCAGCUUGUCCAAGUCUCAGAUUUUGAACAAGUUGCUUAGUAACCCUCAACAGUACCAUGAUACAUUUGUUCAUCAUGAUAUGGAAUGUGGCGAUGUCCCUCGGCAAAUCUCAGAUGGUCUAGUUGAAAUCAGCUGGUACUUUCCAUGUGGGAACAGAAACAUAGACAUGUUCACUAAGCCUGUGGCUGUUGCCAAUCUCAGAGGAGACAUCAGGUCCUUUGAAACACAGUUUUCCUUUCUGUGUCAAACAUCAGCUGCAGUUUACAUUUUCAUUGAUGAUUUCGAGGCAGAUCUCAAGGUUUUGGAAGGAAAAAGCACAAAAGCAGAGUUAUUUCUGGUUGUCAACUCUCAGAGAAAAACAUUCAAGGUGGACACAUUGAAGAAAAUUAUUACACAAUACAGUAUCAAAGAAACAAAUGUGAUUGUGAAAAAGAAGCAGAAUGAUGCAGAAUUUGUCAAAACCCUGCAGUCAUCUGUGGGUGACAUCAUCGAAAAAAGUAAAAACAGAUUGACAAUUGAAAACAUGGCUGACGUGGCUCAUCAGUUUGGGAUUCUGGUUGAUGAAGACAGUGAUGCGUGUCAGAGUGCCAGGACGAUGGCAUAUGAAAUCACCAGGAACAUCACAGACACCAUUAAAUUCAAAGAUGAACAGCUACCCUUACAAGGGCAAAUCUGGAAAGAGCUUUCCCAGUUGGAAAAGGAGAGGUGUAGGCUGAGAAAAGCAGGGGAUCAAGACAUUGAACACUACAAGAGCUCUCUGAAUAAAAAGGAGGAAGAGUUGAGAAAGAAGCAAAAUCAAUUUGAAAUGUCAGAUGCAAUGGUAAGCUUCAUUUCAGGAUUGUCAAGUUCAGGAGCUGAGCGAUCCUAUUUCCUCAAAUGGAUGCGCAUAAAUCUGGACAAUCUGUCACUGCAGAACCUGUCUGCUUUGCGGGACCGGUACAAAGAUCUCUGCCAACAUUCUCCGGAGAAAAAAGACAACAUUAAAGAUUUGGAUAAGCAAUUAUCUGACUGUUCCUUAGGAAUUGAACACUUCCUGCGUGAGUUGGGCCAGUUUUAUGAAGCUGCCUGCUCCCUCCCUGAAGGUAGCCUACAAAGGGAACAGAUGGAGCAUCUCCCUGGUUUGUGUGCUCAGAUGCUGUUGGAUGGCUCCCCUGUUGAGCUUGUGGAUGGAGAUGCAUCAAAUAUCCCUCUAAAAUGGAUAUCAGCUGUACUGACUCAGCUUCAUACUCUUGUCCAAUCCAACAGCAAGAUCCGGGUGGUCACAGUUUUAGGGGUCCAAAGCACUGGGAAGUCCACUCUCCUCAACACCAUGUUUGGGGUCCAGUUUGCUGUCAGCAGUGGAAGAUGCACCAGAGGGGCCUUCAUGCUACUGAUUAAAGUCAACAAAGAACUCAAGGAGGAACUGAAAUGUGACUUCAUCAUGAUCAUUGACACAGAGGGGUUGAAAUCACCAGAGCUGGCUCAACUCGAUGAUAGCUAUGAACAUGACAAUGAAUUGGCCACACUGGUGAUAGGACUCAGUGAUGUCACUAUUAUCAACAUCGCCAUGGAGAACUCCACAGAGAUGAAAGACAUUCUACAGAUUGUUGUUCAUGCUUUUAUCAGGAUGAAGGAAGUGGGGAAGAAGCCAGUGUGUCAUUUUGUGCACCAGAAUGUCUCAGACAUGUCUGCUCAUGACAACAACAUGAGGGACAGGAAGAAGUUGUUGGAACAGUUGAAUGAAAUGACCCUGGCAGCAGCCAGAAUGGAGAAGAAGGAGAAUAUCACCAAGUUCACUGACGUGAUGGACUAUGAUCCAGACAAAAGCAGCUGCUACAUCCCAGGACUCUGGCAUGGGACUCCCCCUAUGGCUCCAGUCAAUGCAGGCUACAGUGAGGCUGUGUAUGACUUCAAGAAGAGCUUGAUGGAGGAUUUCAGACAAUGCCGAAAAAAUUAUGUCUUGACGCAUUUCAUGAAGUGGACACAAAGCUUGUGGGAGUCUGUUAAAUUUGAGAACUUCAUCUUCAGUUUCAGAAACAGCUUGGUUGCAGAUGCAUACUCCAGAUUAUGCACUGAGUACAGUGAUUUGGAAUGGGCCUUCCAGAAAGACAUGUACAACUGGAUGAUUGGUGCUGAAACCAACAUUUCUAAUUUUGACAUGACAGUUCUUAAUCGCCAGAUCUCCAUAAGAGAUAUGCUUAAUGACCUGAUGAGGGAAGCAUCGGAGAAGCUGUCAGUGGGGGAAAAGGAAAUCCAAAACAAUCUAAUUACAUACUUUAAAAAGCAAGAUGGCCAUGUCAAUCUGGUGGAAAAAUACAGGGAAGGCUUUGUGGCCAGUGCUAAAACACUGAGACGAGAGACAGAAAACACAGUGAAUAACACUCUACAUGGAGCUGUUGAAAUCAAAGAGGGAAUGGCCAAACUGGAUGACAUAAAAAGUUCACAGGCAAAUACAAUGGAGAAGAAGGUACUGGCUUUGCUGCAGACCUGUAGACAGAACAAAUCUGAUUUAUCAGAACAGGACCUCAUAGAAGAGUUUGAAAGAAUGUGGAAGGAAACUCUGUCUGAGAUCAAAUUCAGAGGACUCACAAGAAAAGAUGUUGCUCAGGAUGCCUUCAACAUUUUACAUGACCAUUUCUCUACAAGGCCGGGUUAUGUCAAAAGUAUGUUGGUUGGAAACAGCUUGGUUGAUUGUGGGAAGAUACCGUUUGUUGUAGAGUCAGGUAAUUGGUGGAAGAAGACUAAAGGCUUUGUCAGGCACUGGAAUAGAGAUAGUGACCAUUACAGGAUGAAACUACAAAAGUUGUGUGAUGACAUCAUAACACAUUGUCAGGACUUGAUAACCCAGAAGGUGAGAAGCAGAACAGAUUACCAUGACACUGACAUCAAAGAGCUGCUGAACAACAUUGAUGAAACAUUGCAACAAAACAAGAAACGUAAAGUUAGUGAAGAAUGUGAAGAAUGUGAGGUUAAACUGAAGUUGCACAUCUGUGGCAUAGCAGCGAUAACAUUUCAAAAGAAGCAUGAUGAUUUAAUUGCAGUCAAUGACCCCCGAAAAUGUCUGGAACAGUCUAAGGAAAAGUACCUUACUGACUUCAUAGACUUAUUUCAUAACAAAGACCAGUGCCUUAAGAAAGCUGAGGAGUUCACAAAGCUCUUACGGCCAGCUGUACAGGACUAUGUGACCAAAAUGAUUGGUCCUGAUAUAGUUGAUGAAAUGAAGACAGGUAAAGGGUCAGAGACUUACAGCACACGGAUGCGUUUCCAGUUCUCCAUUUUAGAACAGCUCCUAAUGGAUGGGAAAUAUGAGAAAUACAGAGAAUACAUCAACCAUUAUGAAAGGUUUGUGAAGGACUGGCUGUUUGACCAGAUUGUCGAACAACUCUCAAAGGACAGCAGACUGGAGAAAUUGGAGAAUAAACAUCUUUCAGAGAUAGUCGAGAUAAUCACUGAUACAAUUUCUAACAUCAGAAAAACACAUAGCACUAUAAAAGAUAUCAAUACUUUCAUUCAGAAAAUGUGUUGUGCCCUUGGAGAGAAGCUUGUCUUCCCAAAGGAUGAUCUGGAUUUGAUCAUGACUCUGAACUACUCUGAAAAUACAGAACAGUUUGCUGACUACCUAAUAGAUUAUGUGGGAGAAUUGGAGCAGUCACUGGCAGCUGUGUACGAUAAGGGAGGAGGCAUCAAAGAGAGACUCAGAUCUCUGCCAUUCAUGCCUCAGGACAAGAUGUUCACCAGUCUGUUUGGCUGUGGAGAGGUAUGCCCCUUCUGCAGUGCACCCUGUGAAGCAGGAGGGACGGAGCAUACCAAACACUUUACCUCCAUUCACCGUUCAAACGGGCUCAGCGCUUGGAGGGAUAGAGUGACAAAGGUGCUAGUUAUUGACAUAUGUUCAUCUCUUGUGAUAAGUGGCCGUUCAUUUUACAUAUCCUCAACAGCAAAAGAAUCUUAUCCCUACAAGGACUACCAGACAUAUUACCCUAACUGGGUCAUAACUGGAGAUUCCAGCGUUGAGGCGUCAGACUACUGGAAGUAUGUGAUGGCUACAUUCAAUGAGAGAAUUGCUACAGACACAGAUGCACUCCCUGCUGAUGUCCCAGAGGACUGGAAGGCAUUAACACCCUGA